Messenger RNA from Paramuricea clavata, 1301 nucleotides. The record is from the annotation of a GenBank genome assembly. Lineage: Eukaryota; Metazoa; Cnidaria; Anthozoa; Malacalcyonacea; Plexauridae.
AGCAUCCUUCAAGUUCGGCCCAGCGCAAUCAUUCAGGACUUUAUACAUUAAUGUGGAUUUAGUUGUACGUUGUCUUAUCUCUAAAUUUUCCCAAUAUAUAAGCAUAUAUAUUGCAAACGCCUGUAAUAAGCAUAUAUAUUGCAAACUAUAUAUGUAAGCAUAUAUAUUGCAAACGCCUGCAGCUACUGAGAAAUAUCGGUCAGGCGCCGGGCCGGCUUGGAAGCUUGAGAGACCACUACCUGCCCAUCAAUGUAAAUUAAGGGCGAAGGCGACCGCAUGUCAGACGGUUUUGCUAACAGUGUGGCCAAGGCAAUAUAUAGACCAGAAAUAAUGUUCGUCACCGUCUUACCACCGGGAGAAACCCAGGGCCAACCACAAAAGCGGCAAGUUGCGUAUGAGCUAAAGGCAACAACAUACCUGGGGCAGCCAAACCUGCAGCUGGCGGAGUAUGUGGCAGCUGUUGAAGCGACAACGGUGCAUCAGACGGCAAAACCGGGCCAGCAGGAAGCCUUGAAGCAGAUGCCAACUCUUGACCACGGGCGUGCACCUGAGCGACAGCAUUCGAAUGUGCCUGAGCAUGAGCUUGCAGCAAAGCUUGUGCCUGGAGGGUAGCCUGUGCCUGGGCUUGAGCUUGGGAAAUCGCCUCCUGGAGGAUGGGAUCCGGGGAAAUGGACGUCUGCUGGAGGAUGGGAUCCAGGGAAGUGGACGCUUGCUGAAGGAUGGAAUGUUGGGAAGUAGACGCCUGCUGGAGGAUGGGAUUUAAGGACGGAGCAGGACGGGCGCCACCGGAGGAGACUGGAAGGGAACAAAAUGGCGGCUGAAAAUUGGCCGAUGUCGAAGAACAAGGAAAUGUAAAUUUCGACAAAACGCCCGGAUUUAUUGACGGACUUGCGAUGGUGGGAACGACACUAGACGUAGGCCAAGGAUUCUGUGGCAGGUACGGGACGGGAAGCCAUGUACGAGACGCUAAACUUGGUGAAGCAGACGGCACGGAAGCAGACCACGAAGUCGUCCCAAGACUUGUCACCACCGGCGAUGGCAAAGCACUGGAGGCCGACGACACUGAAGGCAGCACAACAGGGAGAAGCGACGAAGUUGGCGAAGUUAAACCCGACAAUGACGAAACCAAACCCGCUGAUGCAAUUGAUGUAGAAGCCGACGAAAUAACAUCGCUAUGGACUGGCGAAAGCGAUAAAUCCGUUCCAGAACAACUGGACAGACUAUUAUUAGUGAGCCGAGGCAUCCAAGAUAGAAGCCAAAACCCAAACGAAACACAAGAAUCCCCAGAAAAACAAAAAUAG